AUGGUAAUUGGCAAAGAAGAGCAGAACAAGAAAGACAUCAACAGCCAUUCCACUCCGCAAAUCCCAGGACCCAUCUCCGAGAUCCCUCCAGCCACAGCAUCUGUCGGCACAAAAUGGAUACCCCUUCGGCUAUUGCGAUUCUCGGAUGAAGGGGCGUCCACAACAACCAUCGAGCGGAAGGGAAGGGGAUCCACCCGAAAGGCCCUCCCGGCGGACACUUCCCGAACCAUGCCCAUAUCUAUUGACACUAACCAGGAUACUCGCCAUUUCUUCUCGCCACUUAUUCCCGGGUUUUCUCCCUCACGAAGACACCUCCAAAACUUCUGGAGACCAAAUAUUCUUCUCAUUUUUAUUUCGGUUUCCGAGCAGAGACACCAGGCUGAACUCGCAGUCGCGAAACCGUUGACGACGUCGCAGCCACAACCGCAACCUCGCAACGACGAAGCCAGCGAAACAGUUUCAAGUAGGGCACCGCUCAGGUCUUAUCGCACACCCGGUAAUAGAAAGGAACAACAAGGAAAAGCGGGUUCUGACAUUGCGAAGACUCUCCGAACCAGUCCCGAGCCAACUUCAAGACCAUUUUUCUCUCCUUUCCUCUCAACUUUUCACAACGCCGUCCUCUUCGAGAUUUUGCUAGUCUUCCUGGACUCGAGUGAGCCUUGGACACGAGACCGAGCAACGACUGCAGUCUUAUUGAUGGCGGUUCCAAGGAAGCGAGACGCACAUGGCAUCGCACUUUGGAGGUGCGCCGGCGGCGGCAGCCAGCCCGGUGCUAGCUACUUAGGCAAGCGCCCAGUCGAGAUUGUUCUUCGUACACCUCAGCCGGGGCGUCGAGCUUUUGCAAGUGUGCAAGCCGUCCACUCAGCUCAGCUUCACAUGCAGGUAGGUCAUGGGUAUUACAUCCAGGGGUCCCACAAGACCGUCUUUGACCUGGGCUCGGCCGGUCAUGGUCUCGGAGGUCAUUCAUCUUCUGUUUCCUCGCCUUCGUUCCAGAGUCUCUACGCUUUCUUGUCAAGGGGGUCACCGUUUGACCUUUACCAAACCCUCUGGACUUGGUUCACUGGUCCCUUGAUCCCUUCCUUCUACUUCAUCUCUCAAGCUCCAACAAACACCAACAUCACAAUGCCUUCCGAACAAAAGCCUCUCAGCUGGUGGAAGCGCCACUGCACCCCGCCGCCAGCCAUCAACCGAACUCCCCAAUGUCCAUGUUCCGCCUGCUGGAACGGUAACGGCGAGCACUGGAAGACGACCGUCCCACAGACCACGGCGCCAAAUUACACGUCCAUCCCGAGCCAAGCAGCAGCAAAAGAGACACGGACGAUGGCUCUGCGACGAGAGUCAGAAUCAGACCUGACACCGCUCCGCCGCGAAGAGACUUCGUCGACGACAAACCUCAGCGUCUACUCCCAAGAUAGCAACGCCAGUUCAGACCGCGCCUCUGUCACCGACGUUCACCGCCUAGCUCUGGGAAAGGAAAUCGUCUAA
This is a messenger RNA of Colletotrichum lupini, 1485 nucleotides long. RefSeq lists its product as uncharacterized. The coding region runs from base 1 to 1485 and encodes 494 amino acids. The transcript has 9 exons. Lineage: Eukaryota; Fungi; Ascomycota; Sordariomycetes; Glomerellales; Glomerellaceae. The record is from RefSeq and is a predicted model, not a curated record.